Emericellopsis cladophorae is the source of this 1467-nucleotide messenger RNA. RefSeq names its product transposase. The coding region runs from base 1 to 1467 and encodes 488 amino acids. The transcript has 2 exons. NCBI's taxonomy places the organism in Eukaryota, Fungi, Ascomycota, Sordariomycetes, Hypocreales, Bionectriaceae. Gene Ontology annotation, molecular function: DNA binding. Gene Ontology annotation, cellular component: nucleus. The record is from RefSeq and is a predicted model, not a curated record.
AUGGAUGAGACAGGCUUUCGGAUUGGCAUCGGCAAGGACCAAUCUAUCGUGACCAAGCGCAAGAGGCUUCAUCUCUUUGGCAUGCCUGAGAAUAGGGAGUCUGCCACGGCGAUAGAGUGUAUAUCUGCUGCUGGCGUUGUGAUCCCGGCCUUCUUGAUUCUUUCGGGACAGGUACACAUGGAUCAGUGGUAUCGACUAUCUGAGCUAAGCCCUCACACGAAGAUCACGCUAUCAUCAUCAGGCUAUUCAAACGAUCAAAUAGCCCUAUCGUGGAUCAAGCACUUCGACGAGCACACUGCCGGCGCGGCCACAUCAGCGUAUCGUCUUCUAGUCAUCGAUGGUCACGGGUCUCACCAUACAAAGGAAUUUAUCGGCUAUUGCGCAAAGAAAAGGAUCAUCCCCUUCGCUCUUCCUCCACACCUCACACACCUAUUGCAACCGCUAGAUGUGGUUGUCUUCCAGCCAUUGAAACACUAUCACGCUAAGGCUCUUGAUGUGAUAAUUCGGGACGGCGUGGUCAACGUGACGAAGCUCGAAUUUCUCUCGCUAAUUGAGGGCGUGCGCAGACAAGCAUUCACAGCCAAGACGAUAAAAUCAGCCUUCAAGAAGACCGGCAUCUGGCCCUUCGACCCUGAUCUUGUGAUUAGGGCUGUUGAAGAGCGUGAGGCUGCCCUACGGACUCCAUCGCCACAGCCCUCAUUGCUAGCUUCAUCGGACUUCGAGACUCCUGUCACGCUACGGCAGAUCAAUAAGGUGGCCAACCGGAUUGGCGAGGCCCUUCAUGAGAUAGAUGACGACCUCGAUAACGACUUUUCGUGGGAUAUAGACCGCUUUAUCCGCGGCGCCCUCACAACAGCCGCAGAGCUUGUACAAGUGAAGAGGGACCUAUCGCGGACUAAGAAAGCCGAAUUAAUGCAGCGCCAACGCCGGGCGAUGAAGAAUCGGCCUCUUCAAUCAGGGGGCGUGCUGACGGUCGCAGAAGCCCGUGAUAUGGUGGUCCAACGCGAUGAGGAUGCUUUGGUGAAGGCCCAACGGCUCGUGGAUGCUGCCCAAAAGAAGCUACGUAACUUAUACAAACGGAAUGCCGAAGGAGCCGCCAAAAAGGCUCGUAAAUGGCGUAUGGAUAAGGUCACGGAUACGCUCGAGGUUUAUGACGAAAAUGGCAGUGUGAGAGCUCUCGACCGGCUGCUGGGGAUUCUGCCGGCUCCUCGUCGCAUCGACAUCGCGGCUCUCACAUCGACAUCAUCGCAUCCGCACAGCGCAACCUGCGAGGAUAAUGAAGGCGUCUCCGCGUACGCAAAGACGAUCAAGACGAUAGGCCACCCCAGCCGGCUCCAUGUCCCGCAAUGGCACAACGCCUGCCCUCCCCCACCGGGCGCCCCAAUGGUACCACCUUCAACAGCGCAGUCGCUCCAGCUUAGACCGCGCAUCAUCAGACGCAAAUAUCCCAGCCUCGCCGAGCAGUAG